Molecule: messenger RNA, 1521 nt
Organism: Uloborus diversus
Lineage: Eukaryota; Metazoa; Arthropoda; Arachnida; Araneae; Uloboridae
Exons: 7
Coding region: 211-1521 (436 amino acids)
Molecular function (GO): zinc ion binding
Source: RefSeq, a predicted model, not a curated record
UUUAAAAUAAGAGAUGUGCUUUUACUAAAAAACAUUUCAGAUUUUUUUUAAAGUUAUGCUACAUUCAUUUUUUUUUUUUUUUUUGGUCAGUAUUCAGAAACCCCUGAUUUGCUUGAAAAAUUGUUUGAAGGUACCAUUUGGGCUUUCUUUUAAUAAAUGUUUUAAUUUUUAGUAAGUUUGACAUUAUUCCUUCUCUUUAGAUUUGAUAUCAUGACUUUGGAGGAAUUGUCUUCUACCGAUGUCGAGUGUGAAUGGGCUGUUCGGAAGAAAGAUGUUGAAAAAUGCUAUGCUGUGGUUCCUCUGCAAGACUUUUGCCAUGUAGAGCAAACCACAGAUAUAGUUUAUACCAUAUCCGAUGAACAAAGGAGUCGCUUCCGUCGUUCUUUAUUAAGUGCUUGUCCUGCUUCUGCUGCUGCUUUGCACGUGAGGGGUCGACGACAUGCCAAUGCGAGCUUUGAUGUCCCAACUACAAGCUUUCAAACUGAAGAUGCCCUUAUGAAUAAGAUUCUAGCAAGAGAUUUGAUUUGGGAGGAGCAGAAGCUCGAGGCGUUGCCAGAGGAGCUUAAAUCCUACUAUAAGGAUAAUGUCCAGGUGUCUAGCCCAAAAGCCUACAACUUAGCCAAGUCCGUUCAACAGCAAAGUUCAACGUGGUUGGCAGAACGGUCUCACCGUAUUACAGGGAGUGUAUGCUAUGAACUUUACACGUACACAAAAAACAAAGCUCCGAAUUGGGAGAAAAAAAUCAAGACGAUGUUAAGCCAAGAAUUUCAAAAUACAGCAAUGGUGUAUGGUACAGAAACUGAAACUGUUGCUAAAGAACAAUAUAUGCUUAAAUGUGGUAUGACGAUAUAUAACUUUGGCUUGUUGGUUGUUCCAGCCAUUCCAUGGCUGGUUUUCAGUCCCGAUGGUAUUGCUGUCGAUGGGGACAGUGUAGUGCUGCUUGAAAUAAAGUGCCCUAUUGUUCACAUGUCUGAUGACAAGAAGAUUUUGGAUGCUGCCUGCACAUGUCCAAGGGGAAAAGGCUUGUGUCAUCACAUGGCAGCAUUGCUCAUUUAUGGUCACCAUAACAUGUCUGUCACUGACGUCCAUUGUGGAUGGAUUAAGACAGCUGCCAAAGCUGCUCAAACGACCAAAACUGUGGCUGAUCUAUUUCCCCGGGCUAGCCCAUCACCUCUUCAAUCAAGUGAAGACCAGAAGAUAGCUGCAGCAAAGGAGGUCAGGGAUGAGUUGGCCCGCAAUGAAGAAAUUGUAUCUUUCAGCUGGCUGUUAAAAGACGAACCGGAGAAGGAUUCUGGUUUAAUAGGUUAUGAAGAUUUGUUGAGAGAUUCCGACGAUGAUUUUAUUGACGAACCAAUGCAAGAGUUUCUGGAGGUUAAUGAUGAAGAUCUUAUCGGGCCAUCGACCCAAGAAUUCUAUGAGUCUAAAGAUGAUAUUAUUAGUGAGUCAACUCAAUCUUUUGUGGAGGCAUCACAAUUCUUUCACAAUCCUGCCAUCGUUUCCCCAAGUUGGUUCAGGAUUUGA